GGGUCCCCAAUAACCGGGGGUGUCCCCGAGUGCCCAUCCAGGGGUCCCCAAUAACCGGGGGAGUCCCCGAGCCCCCACCCAGGGGUCCCCAAGAGCCGGGGGUGUCCCCCCCGCCGGUCCCCAGCCCGGGACGCUCGGGCGCUGCCGUCGGGGUCCCGGUGGGGCCGCGGGAGGAGCCGGGCCCGGUCACUCCCCCCGUGGGAGGAGCCACGCGGGACCCUCGGCAGGGCAGGAGCCGCGGGCAGCGCGGAGCUCUCAAAACCGCCCGAGCGCGGAGCCGCCGGUGCCCGCUGCGCUCCCGGUGCGCUCCCGCUGCGCUCCCGGUGCGCUCCCGGUGCGCCUCCUCUGCGCUCCCGCUGCGCCUCCUCUGCGCUCCCCGGGGCUGACCCCGCCAUGUCCCCGGGCGAGUGACACGAGUGACAGCGGGGACUCGCUGCCGUGCCCAGAUGCCCCAGAGCUGCUCCAAGCCCUCGGACAUGGCCGAGCUCGUCAGCAGCCAGGCCUGGAUGGGCGACGCGCCCGCAGCCGGGGCCGAGCUGGGCGAGGGGGACACCGGGAGCGCUCCCUUCGCGCUGGUGCCGGCCCUGGCCGAGCAGCACGACAGCGCCGAGGAGGAGGAGGAGGAGGAAGAGGACGGCGAGAAGCCCAAGAGGAGAGGCCCGAAGAAGAAGAAGAUGACCAAGGCCAGGCUGGAGCGGUUCCGGGCGCGGCGCGUCAAGGCCAACGCCCGCGAGCGCACGCGGAUGCACGGCCUGAACGACGCCCUGGACAACCUGCGCCGCGUCAUGCCCUGCUACUCCAAAACCCAGAAGCUCUCCAAGAUCGAGACGCUGCGGCUGGCCAGGAACUACAUCUGGGCCCUGUCCGAGGUGCUGGAGACGGGGCAGACGCCCGAGGGGAAGAGCUUCGUGGAGAUGCUGUGCAAGGGGCUCUCGCAGCCCACCAGCAACCUGGUGGCCGGCUGCCUGCAGCUGGGGGCGCAGCCGCUCUUCCUGGAGAAGCACGAGGAGAAGCCCUGCGAGCCAGCCCUGCCCGGCCACUCCUUCGGCUACCAGGGGCUGCCCAGCCCCCCCUACGGCUCCAUGGAGUCCCACCUGCUGCACCUGAAGCCGCCGGCCUUCAAGAGCCUGGUGGAGGCUUCCUUCGGGAGCCACCCCUCGGACUGCUCCACGCCGCCCUACGAGGGGCCCCUGACGCCGCCGCUGAGCAUCAGCGGGAACUUCUCCCUGAAGCAGGACGGGUCCCCGGAGCUGGAGAAGCCCUACCCGCCCUUCAUGGCGCACUACCCCUCGGUGGGCCUGGCCGGGGCCCACGGGCACGGCUCGCACUUCCAGGGCUCCGUGCCCCGCUACGAGAUCCCGCUGGACGUCGCCUUCGAGCCCUUCCCGCCCCACGUGGCCGGGCCCCAGCUCGGCGCCAUCUUCAACGAGUAGCGGGGCCGGGCGCGGCUUUGGGGCCGGGAGAAGAGCCCGGGAUGGACGCAGCUGGGGCAGCUCUGCAGGACGUGGCCCUGGAGGUGCCACCGCGGCUGUCCCAGCUGUCCCCAGGAGCCGCGGGAGCCGUUCUGGGCUCUGAGCGGUCGCUGCUCCCCCAGAGACGCUCCCGAAGGUGCUUCCACCCCCAGGAGUCCAUCCUGACAGCAGGUCCAGCCCUUGGAUUGUCCAACCUCUCCCUGUCCCCCCCAAGUGGGGACAGAGCCCCUCCUGCCCCUCGGGGUGACCACUGUCCCUUCCCCGGGGGGGUCACGGAGUUCCCAGUCCAGCUGGGGCCGGGUGGGAACGAGCCGGGCACUUGUGGGAAACCAGCACAGAAACCCCCACCCCAGGGAGAAGCUUUUCCUUCUGCCAUCAUGGAUGGGGACAACGUCCAGGGAUGGGGGACAACGUCCAGGAAUGGGGGACAGCGUCCAGGGAUGGGGGGACAACAUCCAGGGA
Messenger RNA from Passer domesticus (house sparrow), 1934 nucleotides. It is a transcript of the gene NEUROD4, whose product is annotated as neuronal differentiation 4. Gene Ontology annotation, biological process: axon development; positive regulation of transcription by RNA polymerase II; camera-type eye development. Bases 447 to 1433 code for a protein of 328 amino acids. Gene Ontology annotation, molecular function: protein dimerization activity; E-box binding; DNA-binding transcription factor activity, RNA polymerase II-specific. Gene Ontology annotation, cellular component: nucleus. Lineage: Eukaryota; Metazoa; Chordata; Aves; Passeriformes; Passeridae. The transcript is spliced from 2 exons. The record is from RefSeq and is a predicted model, not a curated record.